Molecule: messenger RNA, 732 nt
Organism: Olea europaea var. sylvestris
Lineage: Eukaryota; Viridiplantae; Streptophyta; Magnoliopsida; Lamiales; Oleaceae
Product: activating signal cointegrator 1 complex subunit 2 homolog
Exons: 2
Coding region: 1-732 (243 amino acids)
Source: RefSeq, a predicted model, not a curated record
AUGGCUACCAUGGCAGCCAACAUAAGGGAUAUUGCCAACCAAAACUCCCUCAUGGCCCAAAUGCAAGGUCAGGGAGGUUUCCCCAUUCCUCUAUACGCCCCCCACGGGCACUAUCAGCAAGAGGACGAGGUUCAGAGUCAUAGGGCUGCCUCGCCAGACUAUGGCCGAGGUGAAAGCCCGUUCGAGAGGGAAGUGGGAGUCGACAUUUCCUCCAACUAUGCUUCUGGCCGACCCACCGAGGCCCAAAUGAGGCACGAUGAUUUUCCACCUCCAUAUGAACAAGAUCCAAGACAUAGGAGAGCUGGCAGUGUUUUUGACAGAAUUAGCCCCGCCGAAUCGAGGCUCAGUCAACAGCAGGCUCAGCAGCCUCGGAUGAGGCCACAGCCUCCACCCCCAAUGCCCCAGCAGUCGGAGAGAAGGCAUGAAAAUGCCCCCCGCGCUGCCCCGCAAAGGAGAGAGGAAAAGGCUAGGAACCGGCCCAGACCCUCUCACCAACAACCAAGGUACGAGGCCGAUGACUACGAUUCUGAUGAGCAGCAGAGGAACAGGGCAAACAGAGGCGUCCCACCUCCUCAAAGGCAGCGAGGUAGGGGUCCGACCUCCCACCUCAUGGACUACCAGAUGAACCAGACUGGAAAUGAGAACUCUGGACAAGCACUGGCCACCACAACUCUGAACGCGGUUCCUACCUUGGCAUAUGAGGAUGUCAACCCAAUUGUUGAGCCACAUUAG